Messenger RNA from Triplophysa dalaica, 3807 nucleotides. Its product is annotated as protein NLRC3-like. Bases 153 to 2759 code for a protein of 868 amino acids. Gene Ontology annotation, molecular function: protein binding. Lineage: Eukaryota; Metazoa; Chordata; Actinopteri; Cypriniformes; Nemacheilidae. The transcript is spliced from 9 exons. The record is from RefSeq and is a predicted model, not a curated record.
AGCUGAGUGAAGUUCAGUUCUUGAAAACAAAAAUCUAAUCCUAACAUUUCAAACAAGAGUGUGUAGCCUACUUGGUGUUAACUUUAACUUACUAGAAACAUUUUUAAGGAGAACAGAAGAGAUCAGACUCAUCUGAGAUCAGUUGUGUGUCUAUGAACAGUGACUGUUCUAUGGAGAUACCAACGACAUUUAAAGAUGGAGACACGUCACCUGAUCAGAGAUCAGUUAAGCAGAAGAGAUCAGACUCACCUGAGAUCAGUUGUGUGUCUAUGAAGAGUGAUGCGUCCAUGAUGGAACCACUGACAUUUAAAGACACGUCACCUGAUCACAGGUCAUUAAUGUUGUCUGGAUCAGACUCAUCAGAUCAGAUCAGAGUUUCUGUGAGUGAUCAGACUAUAAGUGAUCUACAGUCAGAUGAAAGAGACUCUCAUAGUUCCAGUUAUUGUCGUCAUCUUCCUGAAGUCCUCAACACAUUCAGAUCAAACCUGAGGAAGAAGUUUGAGUGUUUGUGUGAAGGAACAUCAGAUGAGAGAAACCCAACACUGCUGAAUGAGAUCUACACAGAGCUCUACAUCACAGAGAGUGAAAGUGGAGAGAUCAGUAAUGAACAUGAGGUGAGACAGAUUGAGACACAAUCCAGGAGAACAGCAACAGAGGACACACCAAUCAAAUGCAAUGACAUCUUUAAAGCUUUACCUGCACAAGACAAACCCAUCAGAAGUGUGCUGACAAAGGGAGUCGCUGGCAUUGGAAAAACAGUCUCUGUGCAGAAGUUCAUUCUGGACUGGGCUGAAGGGAAAGAGAAUCAGGACGUCCACCUCAUAUUUCCACUUCCUUUCAGAGAGAUCAAUCUGAUGAAGAACCAAACACUCAGUCUUUUACAUCUUCUUCAUCUUUUCUUCCCAGAGACAAAAGAAAUGGAAAUCUCCAGCGGUGAAUAUAAAGUGUUGUUCAUCUUUGAUGGUUUGGAUGAGUGUCGUGUGUCUCUGGAUUUUCACAGCAGUGUGAGGUUGUGUGAUGUCAGUGAAUCAGCCUCAGUGGACGUGAUGCUGACAAACCUCAUGAAGGGGAAUCUGCUUCCCUCUGCUCUCAUCUGGAUCACCUCCAGACCAGCAGCAGCUGAUCUCAUCCCCUCUGAGUGUGUUGAUCGAGUCACAGAGGUACGAGGCUUCACUGACAAACAGAAGGAGGAAUACUUCAGCAAGAGAAUCAGUGAUGAGAGUCUGAACAACAGAAUCAUCUCACACCUGAAGUCAUCCAGGAGCCUCUACAUCAUGUGUCACAUCCCAGUGUUCUGCUGGAUUUCAGCCACUGUUCUAGAGAGAAUGUUGAGUGAAGCAGAGAGUGAAGGAGAGAUCCCCAAGACUCUCACUCAAAUGUACACACACUUCCUGAUCAUUCAGACAAACAUCAAACAUCAGAAGGACUAUGAGAAGAAAGUGAAGAAUGAUGAAGACAUGAUCUUCAAACUGGCCAAACUGUCUUUUGAGCAGCUUGUGAAAGGGAACCUGAUCUUCUAUGAUGAGGACCUGAGAGAGUGUGGCAUUGAUGUAGCAGAAGCAUCAGUGUACUCAGGAUUGUGCACUCAGAUCUUCAGAGAGGAGUUUGGCUUGUAUCAGGGGAAAGUUUACUGCUUUGUUCAUCUGAGCGUUCAGGAACAUCUCGCAGCUCUUUAUGCUCACAUCUCCAUCACAAACAACAAGAGAAAUGUGUUUAAUAAAUCUAGAAAAUCACCUCAAGUAGAGACGUCAAUAUUUGAGCUGCAUCAGAGAGCUGUAGAUGAGUCUCUACGGAGUAAAAAUGGAUAUCUGGAUCUUUUUCUUCGUUUUCUUCUGGGUUUGUCUCUGGAGUCUAAUCAGAAUCUUCUAGGAGGUUUGAUGACACAGACAGUAAGAAGCUCUCACAGCAAUGAGAAAACAGUCGAGUAUAUCAAGAAGAAGAUCAGCAGCACUCGCUCUCCAGAGAAAUCCAUCAAUCUGAUUCACUGUCUGAAUGAACUGGAUGAUGAUUCACUGCUGCAGGAGAUUCAACAUCAUGUGAAAUCUGAAUCAGUCGGACGCUCCAAACUCUCCUCUUCACAGUGGUCAGCUUUAGUUUUUGUGUUGUUGAUGUCUGAACAGCAUUUGGAUGAACUUGAUCUGAAGAAAUUUAUUGGAGGUGAAAAUAAAGCAAAGAAAGUUCUUGUGAAACUGAAGCCUGUGAUUAAAGAAUCCAGAAAUCUUCAGUUGAGUCACUGUAAGAUCACAGAUGAAGGUUGUGUUGCUCUGACUUCAGCUCUGAGAUCAAACCCCUCACACCUGAGACAUCUGGAUCUGUCUGAUAAUAAUGUAGGAGAUUCAGGAGUGAAGCUGAUCUCUACUGUACUGGAGAAUCCUCACUGUAAACUGAAGACACUGACGUUGAGUCAGUGUAAUAUCACAAAUGAAGGUUGUGUUGCUCUGACUUCAGCUCUGAGAUCAAACCCCUCACACCUGAGACAUCUGGAUCUGUCUGGUAAUAAUGUAGAAGAUUCAGGAGUGAAGCUGAUCUCUACUGUACUGGAGAAUCCUCACUGUAAACUGAAGACACUGAAGUUGAGUCAGUGUGAUAUUACAGAUGAAGGUUGUGUUGCUCUGACUUCAGCUCUGAGAUCAAACCCCUCACACCUGAGACAUCUGGAUCUGUCUUAUAAUAAUCUAGGAGAUUCAGGAGUGAAGCUUCUCUGUGAGCUGAGAGAUGAUCCACAUUAUAAACUAGAGACAGUGAUGACUGAAUGGUGAUGUCAGUAAUGUGUGUGUUUAAAGGUGUGUGUGUGUAAUCUUCAUUAUCAUCUGAUGGACAAUAAGAAGACGACACUAUAGUGACAUCACAGACACACAAUCAACACAGACUGAAGACACAAUAACACCUCACACUGAUGACACUGUUUGAAAACAAUCAUUCACACAUUCAGUUUCAUAAUCCUGUGAUAGUCUUGAUGAAGUGACUGAAAAACUUCUUCAACAAAAGAAAAUGAUGUUACACAAUAUUGUCAGGAAAGUAAACACACACAAAUGUUGUGUAAACUCCAGUAGAUUUGAAUCAAAUAGAGCAAAUCUAGUGUGUGUGUUCAGAGAUGUACAGUAAAGAUCAUCAUGUGUGUGACUCACUUUAUCAACCAAUAAAACAAAUGAAUUUAAACGUCACAACAUCUGUAUAAAUAUAUAAAUUGUUUCAUGUAAAAUCUCUGUGACAUCUUUAGUGUGAUAAAGUGUUGGCAAAAUAUACCAAAAUCUUUCUUUGAAAAGUCAACAUCGCCCUCUGUUGGUCAUAAUGUGGAACACUUUAACCUCAGAAAAACAUUUAGUCAUUUAACCACAUUGUUCAGGAGUCAGUCGUUUUAUUUGAAGCUUUCUAGUUUACAGAUGUCAUCAAUAUGAUGAAUGAGCUCAGAUAGAUUCUUUCUGAUAAAUUAAUGAACCAUUAAAUUCAUGUUAAAAUUCAUAAAUUCUUAGUGUUCGAUAAGCAGCACUUGUCAUGUUGUGAACAUAAAUGUAUAAAGCUUGAAUAUAAGUAUUAUUAUAUUAAUGAUAAUAGAAAACUGAAAUUUGACGUAAUGUGACGUUUUAAUGUUAUAACUGCAUGAACAAAAAGAGGAAUUCUAAUGAAAUACAUGCUCAAUAGUGAGUAAUUUCUCACAUGUUAUAAACGCCUAAAAAAAUUAUUUAUUCUUCAUUAAUUUGACUCGAAAGCAGAAUUAUUGUUAUCUUGAUUUUGAUCAGACUGGACACUUUUGUUGUGUUUCUUAUAUCUGCUCACUAUUUGGCAGGUAUUUCGUUAAAAUCCCUU